AUGAACUCUACAGCACAACAGGUGUAUUACGCAAACAUGGCCAGUAACGUCCAGUGGGUGGCAUCCAGUUAUCCACUGCGUUCUGUCCCUUUUCCUUAUAAUUACCCAUCUUCGUCUUUAGCGAUGAUGACCCCACAGUCUCAGGGGUACAAUUAUUACUUACCGUAUGGACAGUUCUGCUCACCGUACAUCCAGAAUGUCCAGCAGUAUCAGUACUCAAUGGCUAAGGCCUCGGAGGGUGUAUACAAUAGAGCCAAUAUUCAUUAUGGAUCUGUGUACACCACAUAUCAGUACCAACCUUAUGGGGCAUCUGCCAUGAUGAACCCUGUCCAGCACCGUGAAGCACCACAGGCUCAGUGGAAAGCUCCACCCACCCCGCCUAAAAGAAUUGUAAUCCGAGACCCCAAUCAAGGCGGACGAGACAUUACAGAGGAGAUCAUGUCUGGACUAUAUCAUGAGAACAAACAUGCCCAGGAUCACGAGUCACACCCAGUCACUUCCAUCCGUCCAAUGGAAAGUGUCGAUGGCAACUUGGCUCCAACCUCAUCUCCACCUUCAGCUCCUCCUUCAGUUCGUGAACUGUCUGGAUCGCGUGGAAGUGUGGACGUUCCUGUCACAGAGGAAGAGAAGAAAGAAGACGAGGAACCAGAGACAAAGAAUACUGAGAUGCUUCUGACAUGUGAUCAGGACUCGGUUAAUGACUCUGUACUCAAUGUAGCGCCCAAUGAGAGCGCUUCUUUUGAAUCUCUUUCAGGCUCUACUCCCAACGAAGUGCCUGGUGAGAAUGUCACCUUUGGCACUGGGAAGGCUGAUGGUGAGGUUACGCCAAAUCUGGUGCCCUUGGCCACAACUGCUUCUGGUCCUGUGGAGCAGCAGGGGUGCCUGAGCAAUGACCUCCUCCAUGAAGAGGAGAGAAUUAAGAAAAUCAUUGACCUCACUGUGGAAAGAGUCACGUCAGAGCCGAACUUCUCAGUGACUUGUGCAACCAUGUGCUACCAAAUGAAAGAGCUGAAGGAACCCACAUUGGAGAAACUGCUGCUCAGCCGCUGCCAGGAAGAGCUAAAGAAAGAGAAGAAACAUGACAGGGAUCUCACAAAAAAGCAGAAAGAGCUAGAAGCAGCCACAGAGAAUAACUGGGAGCUCAGGAUCAAAAAUCAGGACACAGAAACCAGCAAUGAGGUCCACAAAGAGGAUAAAAAGGAGGAGCAGAAGGACCUGAAGGAGAGAACCCCAGUCCAGCAGAGUGUACCGCUCAAAAAGGACAUCAUUAAAGGAACAGGAGGACAGCAGGGCAGUUUUAGAUUUCCCUUUAAGAACCAAACUGUCAGACCGUCCCACCAAAACAACAUCAACAAGAAUAACUGGGAGCUCAGGACCAAAAAUCAGGACACAGAAACCAGCAAUGAGGUCCACAAAGAGGAUAAAAAUGAGGACCAGAAGGACCAGAAGAACCUGAAGGAGAGAACCCCAGUCCAGCAGAGUGUACCGUCCAAAAAGGACAUCAUUAAAGGAACAGGAGGACAGCAGGGCAGUUUUAGAUUUCCCUUUAAGAACCAAACUGUCAGACUGUCCCACCAAAACAACAUCAAUAAGAAUAACUGGGAGCCCAGGACCAAAAAUCAGGACGCAGAAACCAGCAAUGAGGUCCACAAAGAGAAUAAAAAGGAGGAGCAGAAGGACCUGAAGGAGAGAACCCCAGUCCAGCAGAGGGUACCGUCCAAAAAGGACAUCAUUAGAGGAACAGAAGGACGAGAAGUCCAGAGACAGCAGGGCGGUUUUAGAUUUCCCUUUAAGAACCAAACUGUUAGACCGUCCCACCAAAACAACAUCAACAAGCCUGGUGCCUUGAACUGCAACCAGCUUGAUGCCCCUGGUAAAAGCAGCUCAUGGCAAAAGGAGCAAGAAGGAGGCAGAAGAAUCAACGCUGAAAAUGAUGGAGCUGCUUAUUUUAGAAGGAGCUGGGAAUGUCAGGACAGAAGGUACAGAGGACAAGACAUCUAUCCUUGUCCCUACAUUGAGGAACAUUAGAGAGAGUAGAGUCCUGAACUAGAAGAAAACCUUGUGAAACAGCCAGACUCUACAGAACAGCUGCCUCCAAAAACCAUGAGCAAUAAAGUCCAUCAAAUUUCA
Molecule: messenger RNA, 2130 nt
Organism: Trichomycterus rosablanca
Lineage: Eukaryota; Metazoa; Chordata; Actinopteri; Siluriformes; Trichomycteridae
Product: eukaryotic translation initiation factor 4 gamma 1-like
Exons: 13
Coding region: 1-2028 (675 amino acids)
Source: RefSeq, a predicted model, not a curated record